CAAUCGAUCUGCUGCGCUUCUAUCUGCAAACAGGUGAAAGGGUUUCGCUACCAGCAGUUUGAAACGAAUCUCACUAUUGAGCAAGUUCCCCAGUUCAAAUUUCACCAAGAAACUCUCAAGUCACCAAUCUCCACGAUGUUCGGCCGAAACUUCCUUCUCCCGCUCGUGUCCUGCGCGCUCGCUCUAGUGAACGUUUCCUCGGCUGCAUCCGACCUACCGGUGAUCUUCUUCCACGGCGUCACUAGGACCUACAAGGAUGGCGACAACUUUGUAGCCAACCUCACCGCUGAGGGUCGUACAGUGGCAUCACUCUCGUUCUGUGACGGCGAGUGCUCGAUUCGAUCGCUCCUGACUCAAGUGCCAGCUGCUGUCAAGGCGGUGCGUGAGCUGGUUGCCAACAACUCGGUGUUCGACGAUGGAUACAUCUUUAUCGGACACUCUCAGGGUGGCCCCAUUUCUCGUGCUGUGAUGGAGGAAAUGGAUGACCACAAGGUCCAGCGCUACAUCAGUCUGGGUGGCCUACAGAACGGUCAAUUCAUCGGUCCAGAGCGGGUUGAGAAGUCCAUCGCCGACGGUGGUGCGUUCUUCAGGGCGAUUCUUCCAGAAACCGCGUAUAAUUACAGCGUCUACAGUCCUGAGGACUAUUACGGAAAGCUGCAAAAGGAAUACGUUCUAUACACCAUCGAAAACCCCGACGCCCAGUACACGUACUCGCAGUUCACCGUCAACCGGUGGCCACAAUUCGGCAGUUUCUCCACCGCCAACUUCUUCCUUCCAGUGUACAACAAUGUGAACCCUUGUCUGCCUGGUGACGACCAGUGCAUCUCCGACCAGCACCGCCGUAAGGCUAACUUCCUCAAAGUCGAGCAAGCCCACUUCUUCGCCUCACCAGCGGAUGACAUUAUCAUGCCGUGGCAGAGCUCCAUCUUCGGCCGCUACUCGGAGGUGGACACGAUCGAGGAAAUCGAGACCCUGUACAAUAAUCUCACCGUGGUGGACAUGAAGGACACUCUGGAGUAUACCUCGGACACUUUCGGUUUGCAGACACUGGACAAGCGCGGCGGGCUGUUCCUGCACACAGCCGAGAAUGUUAGCCACAAGUGCUGGGUCGAGGACGAGGGUGACUGCGAGUGGGCGAAGGUGUACGACCAGUACCUCUAUCAAACGCUGGUGUGAGCGCAUUUCCAAGUUAACUAUCGUCACAAGAUGAUACGGCUACGACGUUGGUAGCACUAAGUCGACCUGGUAAUGCCAGAAUUCGAUAUUGGCUGCUUCUAGGAGUGAAGUGGUUUUAGAAUAGGUCCCCUAAUAACGAGUAACACAGCUGGGUGGUCCUCCAAUGCAUAUCCAAGCAAGUUCCAAAUAUCAUUUCCCCAGUUUUUGGUAAACCUUUGCACAC
This is a messenger RNA of Phytophthora nicotianae INRA-310, 1399 nucleotides long. RefSeq lists its product as hypothetical. The record is from RefSeq and is a predicted model, not a curated record. Gene Ontology annotation, molecular function: thiolester hydrolase activity. The transcript has a single exon. Lineage: Eukaryota; Oomycota; Peronosporomycetes; Peronosporales; Peronosporaceae. Bases 136 to 1176 code for a protein of 346 amino acids. Gene Ontology annotation, cellular component: lysosome.